CAACUCGCGCAGGUCAGCCGAUUAGUAUUCCGCUAGUAGUGCCCAUUGGCGCAUCACUUAGACUUAGUACUGCACGGCACGACGUGUAUUCUCCGAUCGGUUGUAAAAUUUGCGAUAGAUAACACUUCAUCUCUGCCGGUAUGCAAAUUACAGCGAUAGUUAUUUUACUCUUUACCAUUCACUUUCACUUCUUAACAGGCACAUCCCAUCAACUCAAAUGUUCACACGCAAUUGUGUUCCAAAAAAUCCUUGGCCUACGACCAGCACGACAAGGGCGAACCACAAGCGACACGUUGCCACUCUAUGUUGCCAAUCCGUCUCGGCCGGGGGAGGCGGUCAACGUGAAAUGCGCUCAAAUAUGUCGCGAAGAUCCAACCUGUUACGGAUAUUUGCUAGUGUUCAGUCAAAACAUUUGCUACGGAUAUACAGCUAACGCAACUGUCGUAGCCACCGCCGCAGCAGCAGCAGCAGCAGCAACAACAUCAACAACAACAACAAUCAGUGAGACUUAUUACGACUACAUUGACGAAAGUAGUCACCAAUUAGUGGCCGAUGUGAACGUUGCGUUUUUCGUGAAGACCUGCCUCGACGUUCCGCACAAAUGUGUCGCCAGAAAACUAUUCCCGCUCGUGACCAUCCCCGGCGCAAGUUUGGUCGGCCAGAAUUUCGUCCAGCUAGCGCAGCUGGUAACCCGGAACGGGUGCAUGAAUGCGUGUCUGCGGGAGCGGAAAUUUGCCUGCCGAUCGGCAAGAUUUGUGCACUCGUUCCGAAACAAUCGACAUCGGCUGUGGGAGAAGAGCGGGAAGCUCCAGCUUGGGCAGUGUUUUCUCAGCCGCAACGAUCGAUUCACCAGUCCGGAAUCGUUCCGGCGCAGCUGGGAGGACGAGGAGUAUCUGGAGAAUCAGUGUCACGGGUUGGAGCCCGCGAGCGCGGAUUGCUCGUUCGAGCAGCACCGUGAUGUGGCAUUUAUUUAUCCCGAUGAGUCACUUGUUGUUGCAGAUGAGCGAAGCUGCGCCGAACGAUGCUUGAACGAGGAAUUGUUCACGUGUUUAGGGUACACAUACCGAAACUCGUCCAACAACCACAGGGAGCCACCGAUUUGUUUCCUCCACUCGGAUGAUUUGAUAACGCUUGGGCCCAAAGCGGUUCGAGUUACGUUCAACUCGGUCUACUCCAGGCGACUGUUGUGUUUGAAUGUGCAGACGCAAUGUCACGACGAUCGGAUUAAGUUGGACUAUGAAUCGGAUGUGCUCUUCGAGGGUAGGGUAUAUUUGAACACCGCGCAUACCAAUUGCAGUCGGGAAUCGGAGCAUAACGGGACAUUAUCUUUGGAAAUAACAACCGGUGAUGAAAUCACAGAAUCGCGCUGUGGCAUCCGAAGGGCGUUCAUCAAAGGGAAUGUGCAAAAGACGAUUUCAUUUGGAGUUGCUCUAAUGCAAACAUGCUUUUCUAGCUUCCUCGUGUUUGGCUAUGUUUGCAUACAGACACACCCUUUGGUGCGAACUCAAGCAGAUCGAAUGCUCAAAGUAGGUUGUAUUCACACACUGAAAUCACCCAACAUGACCAGCCUGAUGAAAACUCUACCGAUGAGAUCCACCGUGGAUUUCAUUCCGCACAGUCAGUCGUUCAGCUUUGGGUCGAUAGAAAUCAGCAACGGAACGAGUAAAGCUCUCAAACACUUGACCACUCACCUGAUUGAUGUCGAAACGCAGGCAGAAAUCUUCGAGGCUACCAUCGGACAGUUGAUCGAGAUGCAAAUACUGUCGGCGGAUCGUGACUUCGACCUCUCGCCGUAUAGCUUAGUUGCGUAUACUUUGGACGAAACACUCUCACUGCUGGACGAUAAGGGAUGCCCUCUGGACAGGCGGUUAUUCCCCGGCUUUCGGAAGCAAAAAACAUCCACCGGAAUAACACUGAGCGCACGCUUUCAUGCGUUCGUGUUCCCCAGCUCGAGGACGUUACAAUUCCGGCUUACAAUCAAAUUUUGCCACGAUGUGUGCCCCAAAGUGGUGUGCUUUUAUCAAUAAACUAUAUUUAGUAACAUAUU
This is a messenger RNA of Toxorhynchites rutilus septentrionalis, 2047 nucleotides long. RefSeq lists its product as uncharacterized. Lineage: Eukaryota; Metazoa; Arthropoda; Insecta; Diptera; Culicidae. Bases 141 to 2027 code for a protein of 628 amino acids. The record is from RefSeq and is a predicted model, not a curated record. The transcript is spliced from 4 exons.